Zootoca vivipara (common lizard) is the source of this 708-nucleotide messenger RNA. The record is from RefSeq and is a predicted model, not a curated record. NCBI's taxonomy places the organism in Eukaryota, Metazoa, Chordata, Lepidosauria, Squamata, Lacertidae.
AUGUUGCAGAGCCGGCCGCUGCUCUUCUCGGCGCUGGGAGAGCCGGCCGUCGAGGCCACCCGGGACCCACCGCCUCCGCCGCGGAGCCGUUUCGACAUCGAGUCGCUGCUGGCCAAGCCGGAGCCGCCCGUCGGAGCGCGCCCGGAGCCAGCGUCUGGGCCGCCGCCGCCGCCUCUCCGGGCGCGCUGCGCUUUGGCUGCGCCCUCCGGUUCCUGCCGGUCCCCGCCGUCUGCUUGGGCGAGAGGCCCCCUGCGCUGCUCCCGCUGCAGCCCCGCCAGUGCGCCCCGACCGGCUGCAGGAGGCCAGGAUGUCUCCCCCUUUGCCGUUCCAGAGCUGGAGUUUGCUCACUGUGCCCUUGCUGGUUCCCUGGGGGCUCCCCUUUCGUGGAGAUCAGGGGUCCCCUGCAAGACCAAGAGGGUGCGGACCGUCUUCACGCCAGAGCAGCUGGACCGGCUGGAGAAAGAGUUCCUCAAGCAGCAGUACAUGGUGGGCAACGAGCGGGUGGACCUGGCCACUACCCUGCACCUCACAGAAACCCAGGUGAAAGUCUGGUUCCAGAACAGGAGGAUCAAAUGGCGAAAACAGAGCCUGGAGCAGAAGGCUGCCAAGCUCUCACAGUUUGGGGGUCCACAGCCCAUCCCCCAGGGGCUGCCAGAGGAGGAGGACAGUGGCGAGAAUGAGGAGGGGGACGUGGACAUCGAAGUGUAG